This is a messenger RNA of Neogale vison (American mink), 2295 nucleotides long. RefSeq names its product transmembrane protein 170A (gene TMEM170A). The transcript is spliced from 3 exons. Lineage: Eukaryota; Metazoa; Chordata; Mammalia; Carnivora; Mustelidae. The record is from RefSeq and is a predicted model, not a curated record. Gene Ontology annotation, biological process: endoplasmic reticulum tubular network organization. Gene Ontology annotation, cellular component: endoplasmic reticulum membrane. The coding region runs from base 128 to 562 and encodes 144 amino acids.
GAGGGCCCCAUUCCAGGGUGAAGCUGAGGCGGCGGAGGUUAGGAUAGCGCCUCGGUCCGUGAGUGCGAGCGACCCUCGGCGGCAGUUUGGACGCUCUCUCCAUCUCUCUGCAGUGAAUGGCGGCGGGAUGGAGCACGAGGGGAGCGGCGGCAGCGGGGGGUCGGCCGGGCUCCUACAGCAAAUCCUCAGCCUGAAGCUUGUACCACGGGUGGGCAACGGGACCCUGUGCCCCAACUCCACUUCUCUCUGCUCCUUCCCAGAGAUGUGGUAUGGUGUGUUCCUGUGGGCACUGGUGUCCUCUCUCUUCUUCCAUGUCCCUGCGGGAUUACUGGCCCUCUUCACCCUCAGACAUCACAAAUAUGGUAGGUUCAUGUCUGUAAGCAUCCUGUUGAUGGGCAUCGUGGGACCAAUUACUGCUGGAAUCUUGACAAGUGCUGCAAUUGCUGGAGUAUACCGAGCAGCAGGAAAGGAAAUGAUACCAUUUGAAGCCCUCACCUUGGGCACUGGGCAGACGUUUUGUGUAGUGGUGGUCUCCUUCUUACGGAUUUUAGCUACUCUGUAGCAUAUACCCUUAGGCCAUGAUGUCAAACCUAAGUUUGAGAGCCUCCUCACAGCAAGAAUACAUUAUGGAAUGUAGUGUUUUCUUAAUUCUUCAAAUGGAGGAAACUUGGAUUAAGAAGUAUGUGAAAAAUGAAACAUCUCAGCCCUUUCUUCAGUUGGAAGUUCCAGGAAUUGAAGAUCUUUCUGGACUCCCUAUUGUUCUCAACCAAAACAAAUUAAGUUUCUUAGGGCCUUUGUUUUUUUUUUUAAAUUAAUUGAAGCCAUUUUACAGGUGCACCUUUACCCACCUAGGUCAUCAGUGCUUCUGGGCUGAUCCUUCACACUGAAAUGUACAAUAUUCUGUGAGAAAAUGCAGUGAUGCCUAUGUUAGAGAAACUAUGAAAAAUAGUUUCUCUUUCUGAGCAUACUAUACUAAAAUCUUAUCUAAUCUAACUUGAUUAAAAUCUGGCAGACUCUUCUUUUACUGCAUCUUCAUGACAAUAAGUGCCAAGUAAGUUUUGGUUGAGUAGAGCUUUGAGAACAAAUCUGUUGACAUGUAACAGGAAAAAAACAUCCUGCAGUAGUAGUAGUGGCUUCUGUUCCACUGCUGAAAGAAAAAGAAGAUGAUGUAAUAUUUUCUGGAUAACUAUCUUGGACCUCUGAUGACUUAAUAAUAUUUUAAGAGAUGUGCAUUUGUUGUUUUGUACAUUUUAUCAAAAUAAGCUAACUAAUCGAGACAUUUUCCCCCCAGAGUUCCUGUAUCCCUUUUCCCAUCACUUUCAUUCUGUUGAUUUUGUUUAAUUUAAUUGGAAACAUACGCUAUUAAAUAGUUUGAGUUCAAAACUUUAAGCCAGAUAGGUUAGGAUGCUCUCUGGACAUUGAGGUACCAAAAAUUUUUAAAAAAUAUUCUGUUAAAGUUUUUCUUGGUGACUUUGGUUGAAAUUGUAGAAAUGCAGCUUAGAGGUGGUGCUUAUUCAUUUUUUUAGUCUUAGUGUGGUCACCACUCUUAACAGUAUUGGGUGUCACUCCCAGAAAGUGCCUAAAGUUUAAUUUCCACUUUAUGUUUCCCUUCAAGAGAAUAUAUAUCUUUCUAGAGAAUUAAACAUGGAGUUUUUUAAACCCAUUUUUAGCUCUCUUAAUUUUUCUCCUACUGCCUCACUUUCUUUUUCAUUAAAAGGCCUGAAAACUGUGACCUUCAAAAGAGAAAGGAUUGCAAAAUUUAAGUGUCUCGCUUGAUCCUUACCAUCUCAACUGUGUUGAAUGGAAUAUAGUCACUGAUCUCUGUGUUCAGAAUAGUUUCUGAUCAUUAAAUCUGACGUUUUUAAAGGAAAGUUUUCAUUGUGACAGUAAGGCUAACAGCCUGUGAGGUUAUGUACACAUAAACAUAUCAAUUCCAUUUAAAGCAAUAUGCCCUCUGGCUUCUGAUUAAAAAUUGCCAGAGGGACCAACUUAAGGGGGACCGGCAAAGAGGAAGAAUUACAAAGAGAUCACAGAAAUCAAUUGGCCAUUUUCUUUUAACUAAGAGGCCGUUAGACCACUGAUCAAAAUUACAGUGACAUAUGCUCAGAUUAGGUAGAAAAUUAAAAGUAGACUUGGAAUGCCAGCAGAUGUUUUUACCAAUUCCCCAACAAGUUUUUCUCCAAUGUGGAAAUCCUUCUUUCAAGCAAAUGUUAAGUCUUUUAUUACGAUUUUUUAAAAAAAGAUUUUAUUUAUAUAUUUGAGAGAGUGAGAGAGAGACAACACGAGCAGGGGGAG